GGCGGACUCGAGUUCUCUUUGCCCUUUACAUCAUUGCUCCUUGCCGAUCCUUGACAUCUCAUGACUACCAGCAUACAGAGCAGCUGCUCAUAGAAUCGUCACAUAAGCAAGCCCUUGUGGCUCCUAAUCAUGUCACUCAACCCGUCAUCGACGACGCAGCAUCACCCCCUCAUCUCCUCUCGUCCCAACUCCCCUGGCGAGCCUUCGACAUCCUACCUCGUUCCCUCACGAACAGACUCGCCUAGCGGUGGUCUCACGCCAAGGAGGCGGCGAGGCGGUGCGCAGUCGUCCGCCAGCUCAGAGCCUGCAGCCACUCCACCGCUAGAUGACGAGGACGAUAAGAAGCAGUCAGGGCUCCGUCCCACGCCGCUGCAUCGCAUUGAAUCCUUCUUUGGUCUCGAUGAAGCUGCACGCCCCACACCGCCGCCUCGACGGCCACCAGCGUCAGCAACCUCGACCUUGUCAGCAGGAUCACAGCAGCCGCAAACCCGCCUCGUCCUGCAGCACACUGUCGCUACAACCGAUACACUCCAGUCCCUUGCCUUGCGCUACAAGACGGACGUGCCAACAUUGCGAAGGGUGAAUGGCCUAUGGCCUGGCGACAGCGUACUCAGUCGUAAGAUUCUGUGGGUGCCACUGGACAAGUGCAAGGACCUAGCAACGCGAGAGGAUGCCAAGGUGGGAACUUUCGAGGGGGGUAGUGUGGUAGAGGCUACUCCCUCUGCGUUAGGGCUGAAGGGAGGCGCUAGCAGCAUAAGCAAUAGCGGUCCUGGCUCUCAUGUCAAUGGGUCGCUCAAUGGCGGCGCAGCACGAAGCACUCCGUCCGCUUCAGGGCCAAGCACAUCCCUAUCACGCUCCCGAUCCACCUCCCCAUCUCAAUCCCUCUCUCACUCACGCUCAGCUUCCCAGUCUCAAUCAAACUCCCACUCCCCACCAGUGGUUCGGCGUCUACCCUCAGAAGUUCUCGGGCACUUCCCUGCAGCACCGCGUUCAGACGUCCUGGCCAAGGGGAAAGCGAAAGCUGCCGAUCAAUGGGACGACGAAGUUACUAGUGCGCGGCCUAAGCACAAGCUUGGGCCAGGGCCUGGGAUGGCUGGCUUUAGACCAGGGGAGAGUGGGCUGGAGGAUUUGCUCGGACGGGACGAAGAAGAGUCCCGGGUUCAAGGACCCUUGCAGAUGGGAGGCAAGACACCGAUGCUGGGAUCCGAGGAGCACAGGUCGUCCACCCCUUCUUCACAGUCACCUUCGAGGCCGGCAUCGCCGCCUGUGGACGAGUGGAAGCCGAAUAUAUGGCACAUGGGAUCGGGAGGGAGCAACAAGGAGAGCGAGGCCACUGGUAGCGCCCCAUCAGCGGCUCAACCGCCACAGGAAUCUCCGACAAAAGGCCUUCGCCCGCUCAGACUCGUGGACCAAAGCAUACAGGAGUGGUCAGAUCGCCAAGCGACUUCUUCUGUCUCCUCAUCGGCCAACACUGGCGGUGCAGGCUAUCAAGGGUGGAACGACGUCCCCACCCUCGAAGCCUAUGCGAAGGGCCGGGUGGCAGAGGCGUAUGGCGCGCCAUCUUCUGGCAAGGGAAAGAAGGCAGGAGGAAGAGCCGCACGAGCUCACCAUCGCUUCAUUGACGACUUGGCGGCAGGCUUGCCGGCGAAUACCGGCGCGGCAAGUAAGUGGGCGAGACCAAUUGGUGACAGCGUGCCCACUGCUGCGGCGGCCGCUGCUAGUAAGGCUACCCCCCAACAGCGUGCGGGUCAAGGAAGAGCGCCCGGUUUGCUCAAUGGCUCAGGUGUAGGUCUCCGCUCCCUCCUCUCUGACGCCCUGCGCGGUCGAAUGGGGCUGGACGAAGCUCUUUCAAAGGGCUUCGAGGAGGUGCUGAACCGCACAGAGGCGUGGGAAACACUACCUCGUGAGGAGCUGGAGCACGCUCGGCGAGUAGGGGCUUGGCCUGCUGCCAGCGGAGUGACACCGACCGCUAUCCCUGCGCGUCUUCAGCAGCCGCAAGGAGUUGGAGGGGGUGGAGAGGGCAGACCGAGGAUCUCAGCAGAGGAGGCGAGGCGAAGCCUCGGCCGUUCUGCUGGGCGGGCGGUCGCGCGAGAUGGGCAAGCUGGCGGCAGUAGCGCCGAUGGACUUGACAAUGGGAGUGUAAUGAGCGGCGACAGUGCUGUGGGAUCAGGCGGGCCCCCUCGUCGCAAGAGCCAACACGAAAUGGCGACCCUUGGACCUCCGCCUGCGAGACCGGGCGGGCCGAUGCAGAGGAGAGGGUCGCGCAACAAUGUCUCUCAGGAGAACAGUGAUUUGGGCACUGGUAGGUGGGGGUGGUGAGAGCAUGUAUGAUAAAUGCCAAUGUCAUUGCUUCUGAGCUGCACAGCUAUCUGUUAGAAGUGGUGUGGCCGUGGCGCGGGCGGGCGGUGGCGGACAGACUUGGGAGAAGGCAACUUGGAUUUGGCGG
Molecule: messenger RNA, 2446 nt
Organism: Jaminaea rosea
Lineage: Eukaryota; Fungi; Basidiomycota; Exobasidiomycetes; Microstromatales
Exons: 1
Coding region: 130-2319 (729 amino acids)
Source: RefSeq, a predicted model, not a curated record